This is a messenger RNA of Chenopodium quinoa (quinoa), 1802 nucleotides long. RefSeq names its product obg-like ATPase 1. The coding region runs from base 181 to 1365 and encodes 394 amino acids. The transcript has 13 exons. Gene Ontology annotation, molecular function: GTP binding; ATP binding; ATP hydrolysis activity. Gene Ontology annotation, cellular component: cytoplasm. NCBI's taxonomy places the organism in Eukaryota, Viridiplantae, Streptophyta, Magnoliopsida, Caryophyllales, Amaranthaceae. The record is from RefSeq and is a predicted model, not a curated record.
UUGGUUACAAUUCGAAUCAAGCUGCGUACAGCCCUAGUUUUAGGGGUUUAAAGCAUCAUAAAACAUUCACAUUCUGCAGCUUCAACGUUUUUCACUCUCUACCCUCCAUUAUACUCUUAGCGCCUCCGACGAACCAAUCUACAUUCUGCAACUUCGAGUUGCUAUCCCAUUGGAAGGAAGAUGCCUCCAAAGUCCGCCAAAUCGAAAGAUGCCCCAGCCGAGCGACCCAUUCUUGGCCGAUUUUCUUCUCACCUUAAGAUGGGAAUUGUUGGGCUGCCAAAUGUUGGCAAGUCGACUCUUUUCAAUACGCUUACAAAACUGGCAAUUCCAGCCGAAAAUUUUCCAUUUUGUACCAUUGAACCUAAUGAAGCCCGUGUUAAUAUUCCCGAUGAACGAUUUGAUUGGCUUGUGCAAUUGUUCAAGCCUAAGAGUGAGGUAUCAGCAUUUUUGGAAAUUCAUGACAUAGCCGGACUUGUUCGAGGUGCCCAUCAAGGAGAAGGGUUGGGAAACAAUUUCUUAUCCCAUAUUCGUGCGGUGGAUGGAAUUUUUCAUGUUCUACGUGCAUUCGAUGAUCCUGAUAUAAUUCAUGUUGAUGAUAUUGUGGAUCCUGUGAGAGACUUGGAGACCAUAAGCGAAGAACUAAGGCUGAAGGAUAUUGAAUUCGUGGAAAGAAAGAUUGAGGAUCUUGAGAAAAGCAUGAAGAGGAGCACUGACAAGCAGAUAAAAUUGGAGCAUGAAAUCUGUAUGAAGAUUAAAGCAUGGCUUCUUGAAGGGAAAGAUAUUCGUUUAGGGGACUGGAAAAUUGCUGAUGUUGAGGUCCUGAAUACUUUUCAGUUGCUUACUGCAAAGCCUGUUGUUUAUUUGGUUAAUAUGACCGAGAAAGAUUACCAAAGAAAAAAGAACAAGUUUCUCCCAAAAAUUCAUGCCUGGGUGCAAGAACAUGGAGGUGAACCAAUUAUCCCGUUCAGUGGCAUUUUUGAGAAAAAUCUUUGUGACAUGCCAGAAGAUGAAGCUGCUAAAUACUGUGAAACAAACAUGGUUCAGAGUGCUAUUCCAAAGAUUAUUAAGACUGGGUUCACGGCUAUUAAUCUGAUUUACUUCUUUACUGCAGGCCCAGAUGAGGUAAAGUGUUGGCAAAUUAGAAGGCAAUCAAAGGCUCCUCAAGCUGCGGGGGCAAUCCAUACUGAUUUUGAGAGAGGAUUUAUUUGUGCUGAGGUCAUGAAAUUUGAGGAUCUAAAGGAACUUGGCAGUGAGUCAGCUGUAAAGGCCGCCGGGAAGUAUAGACAGGAGGGUAAGACAUACGUGGUUCAAGAUGGUGAUAUAAUCUUUUUCAAGUUCAAUGUUUCUGGUGGCGGAAAGAAGUAAGCUGUGAUUGCUAUAAUCUUUAGAGAGAAGAGAGAAUGUGCGAAUCACUUGGUUGUGAUACAAACUGGUUUAUCAUGGCACUAAUUUGUUUAUGCAACAAAUCCUGAUAUGCAUAAGUAAAAUUACCUGGCACAUUAUAGGUUUUUUUUUUUUUUUUAAUCGUUCACGAUCUGUUCAUUUUACUACCUAUGCUGAGGUGGGCGGAUUUGCUUUGUGACAUAAAUUAUUAGAAGACAAAUUAUUGUUUCUGAAUGGAAAUGGUUUGAGAAGAUUGUGGCCAUAGAAGUCUGUUAGUGUCUGAUUUUGAUCAAUAUCAGGUAUAACUAAACUUUCUCUGGCUACUAUCGUGGACCACAAUUAACAUUUUUCUAUUUGUUCAGGGUUGGAAGGUUUAUUGGCCAAAUAUAAUGCUCCCUCCCUCAUCUUUUAUUUAUUUA